Messenger RNA from Pristis pectinata (smalltooth sawfish), 1137 nucleotides. RefSeq lists its product as uncharacterized. The record is from RefSeq and is a predicted model, not a curated record. NCBI's taxonomy places the organism in Eukaryota, Metazoa, Chordata, Chondrichthyes, Rhinopristiformes, Pristidae. The coding region runs from base 1 to 1137 and encodes 378 amino acids. The transcript is spliced from 3 exons.
AUGGUGUCAGGGUACAGUGUGUCACACACUGUCCUUUCCCCCCGGCACUGGGGGUACAGUGUGUCACACACUGUCCUUUCCCCCCAGCACUGGGGUACAGUGUGUCACACACUGUCCUUUCCCCUCAGCACUGGGGGUACAGUGUGUCACACACUGUCCUUUCCCCCCAGCACUGGGGUACAGUGUGUCACACACUGUCCUUUCCCCUCAGCACUGGGGGUACAGUGCGUUACACACUGUCCUUUCCCCUCAGCACUGGGGGUACAGUGUGUCACACACUGUCCUUUCCCCCCGGCACUGGGGUACAGUGUGUCACACACUGUCCUCCCCCCUUCCCCACCAGCACUGGGGUAUAGAGUGUCACACACUGUCCUUUUCCCCCGGCACUGGGGGUACAGUGUGUCACACACUGUCCUUCCCCCCGGCACUGGGGUACAGUGUGUCACACACUGUCCUUUCCCCCCGGCACUGGGGGUACAGUCUGUCACACACUGUCCUUUCCCCCCGGCACUGAGGGUACAGUGUGUGACACACUGUCCUUUCCCCCGGCACUGGGGGUACAGUGUGUCACACACUGUCCUUUCCCCCCAGCACUGGGGUACAGUGUGUGACACACUGUCCUCUCCCCCCGGCACUGGGGUACAGUGUGUCACACACUGUCCUUUCCCCCGGCACUGGGGGUACAGUCUGUCACACACUGUCCUUUCCCCUCAGCACUGGGGGUACAGUGCGUCACACACUGUCCUUUCCCCCCCGGCACUGGGGGUACAGUGUGUCACACUGGCCUUCCCCUCAGCACUGGGGGUACAGUGUGUCACACACUGGCCUUCCCCCCAGCACUGGGGUACAGUGUGUCACACACUGGCCUUCCCCUCAGCACUGGGGGUACAGUGUGUCACACACUGGCCUUCCCCCCAGCACUGGGGUACAGUGUGUCACACACUGGCCUUCCCCUCAGCACUGGGGGUACAGUGCGUCACACACUGGCCUUCCCCUCAGCACACUCCGAACACAACCUGGGGAUCUCAGACAGGCUUCAGCCUCCAGCUCAGAGAGCAUUACCAAGCCAUUGCCCGUUGCCAGGACAACUCCGCUUCAGAUACACUUUCACUCGACUGGCUUUGCUGCUUCCAUUGA